UUGAUUAGGUUGACGCUUCUAGUAUACCGCCAGCAGAAGCUGGUAGAGCUAUAUUUCCGUGAAGCUCCCUCGAGGCAGCGUUUGCUUGUAAUUCCCUGCUUCUUUGACGCUUCCACCCAAGCGCACACAAGUCCGGAACCUGACAGACGCGUGGAACUUAUUGUUUACUGGUGGUUCAUACGGAGUGCUCCAGGAAAUGUCUCCCGGAAAUAUGAAGGCUCGUAUCCAUGAUCGCGUCAUCUACUCGCCAUACCCCAACGUGGACAUUCCCGAGUGCUCUUUCUACGCUCUGGCCAAAGAGAAACUGCUGGUCAAUCCUGACAAACUAUUGCUGGUUAGCGAUGUCGUCAGCCUCACCCGAAGCGAAACGUUGGCUCACAUGGAGCGUUAUGCUGUUGGUUUCCGGAAUAAUGGCGUAGUUCCUGGAGACCGGGUCUGCAUACACCUGGACAAUGGAGUGGAAAACCUGAUAGCCAUCUAUGGGUGCAUCCUCGCUGGUGCAACCGUUGUCUUAGCCAAGCCUUCGCUUACGGAAAAUGAGCUACGUUACCAGGCAGAAGACAGCGACAGUACACAGAUCCUUACCGAUCAAAAGUACACGGAGAAAGUCGUCAAAGUAGCGGAGGCACUCAAGAUCAAGGGUCUUUUCUGCAUGGGACCUGCACCAGGCUUUGUCUCAGUCAGCGAGUUCCUACAUCUGGAUGAGCGAGAUUUCGUUGAGCUGCCCGUCAAGAACCCUCGCGACACAGUCCUCGCAGUGUGCUACACUUCCGGAAGCACCGGCUUGCCGAAGGGAGCCGAGAUGACGCAUUACAACUACGUGGCCGCCUUCUACACAACAACGUCUCACAUGAUGUGGAAAACGUCAGAUGUCCUUCUUGCCUCCCCUCCCAUUACGCACCAGUCGGGUAUGAUGUUCACAAUGUUGGCUGCUCUAGCCGGCAUCACCUGUGUCAUGGUGCCGACCAUGAUGACGCCUGCACAGACUGUGGAUAGCAUCGAGAAAUACAAGGUGACGACGACAAUGUUGUUCCCCUCUCAGCUGCAAGCUGUGGUACGCGAGCUGUGCCGCACAGGACGCAAGUUACCCAGCUUGCGGUCUAUCGGCACCGGUGGCAGCGUGCUUCCACCAUCCGUAGCAGAAGCAGCCCGCAAAGCCUUCGGUAGUAUCGAGCAACUGGCGAAGGGUUAUGGCAUGACAGAGUCCUGUGGCAGUGUCACGACUCAACCGAAUGCUGGCGAGCACGGGGAUUGUGCAGAUGUGGGAAUGCCCUCGACAGGAGUCACAGUUAAGGUGGUGGACGUGUGCACACGCGAAAAGCUUGGCCCCCAUCAGGUAGGGGAGAUCUGCUUCCGGUCGUUGUCGAUGGUGAGGGGAUACUACAAACGACCCAAAGAAUCCGCCGAGCUCUUUGACGAAGAAGGAUGGUGCAAAUCAGGCGACGCUGGAUACUAUGACGAGGAUGGUCGUUUGUACUUCUGCGAACGCCUCAAGCAAAUGAUCAAGUGCAUGGACAACCAAGUUGUUCCUGCUGAACUGGAAGAUCUGCUGCUACGCGAGCACGGCAAAGAGAUCGCUGAGGUGUCUGUUGUAGGCCUGCCACACUCGGAGUACGGAGAAACUCCUGCUGCUGCUAUCGUGCUCACUGAAGAAGGGAAAAAGCAAGACUUCUCCACUCUCGCUAACCGCAUAAGGACAACUGUUGCAACCAACCUCGCCGUGCACAAACACCUAUAUGGUGGCGUUUACUUCGUGGACUCUCUACCGAAGACUGAGACGGCGAAAGUGAACAGACCAGCACUGGCUCGCACUCUCAUACGAGUCUGAAUCCUGCGUGAUUAUUUUGCAAAUAAAAUAUUCGGUAUUACAA
Messenger RNA from Dermacentor silvarum, 1871 nucleotides. RefSeq lists its product as uncharacterized. The transcript has 10 exons. The coding region runs from base 197 to 1828 and encodes 543 amino acids. NCBI's taxonomy places the organism in Eukaryota, Metazoa, Arthropoda, Arachnida, Ixodida, Ixodidae. Gene Ontology annotation, molecular function: CoA-ligase activity. The record is from RefSeq and is a predicted model, not a curated record.